AUGGAUUCAUCGCCAUUGAUUUCGAGUCACGCGACAUCGUACACGGCGAACUUUGAAAAAUUGGAAGGUUCAUCCAAUUUUCAUACUUGGAAAUUUUCCAUCAAGAAUAUUUUAAUACUUGAAGGAUUGUGGGACGUCAUAGAGGGAAGUGAUGACGACGUGGUACGCCAACAGCGCGCGCUUGCGCGUAUCUGUUUAUCAGUAAAGAAAGAAUUAUAUCAAUAUGUACGAAACGCGACAUCGGCUGCUGCAGCUUGGAAAAAUCUCGCCGAGGUAUUUGAAGACAGGGGCUUAUAUAGACGUGUUUUGCUGUUAAGGAAGUUGCAUCGUGUUGAGUUCACCGCUUACAGUUCUAUGAAUGCAUAUAUUGCAAACGUCACCACACUAGUUCAGCAACUCCAUGACAUUGGAAGAACAAUAGAAGAUGCAGAGAUUGCUGAAAUUCUUCUUAGUGGAUUACCAUCAGAAUAUGACACUCUUGUAUCAGGACUCUCAACAGCAACAGUGACAAAUCAAAUAACAAGUGAACUUGUCAAAGCUCGCCUGCUUCAGGAAUAUUCGAGGAAGACUUCAUUGGGAGACACUGCUGCUUACAUAACGAGGAAAAAAGCACCUUUAUUCUGUGAAUUUUGCAAGAAGAGGAAUCACAGAAAAUCUCAGUGUUUCAAAUUGAAGAAAAUGAAGAGUUCAAGGCCUGCUAGCAUAGAGACAAUUAGUCUAGCCUCAGCGUUCGUUGCCCGUUUGCCUUCACAAGUGUUUGUGCUUGACAGUGGCGCUAGUAGCCAUAUGGUAAAUAAUAAAAGACUUUUAUGCAAUUUUGUGCCAGAUGAUCAGGCUAUUACUAUUGCAAAUAAUGAACAAAUAAAAAGUGAAGGGCAAGGGCAAGUUGAUUUAAGAUUUAAACAGCGGGUAAGACCAUUAUCGUUAUCAAAUGUUUUGUUUGACAAGGUCAGAUGUAUGCUAGUUGAGUCAGGUCUCUGUUGGCGUUAUUGGGGAGAGGCAGUUAUGACUGCUAUAUAUUUGAAAAAUAGGUCCCCUACUACUGCUUUAGCAGGACGUAUGCCUCAGGAGGUAUGGACGGGGUCUAAGGUAGACCUCAGUCAUCUCCGGGUAUUUGGCUGUGUUGCAUACUGUCUGAAUCCAUCACAGAAACGCCGCAAGUUAGAUGCUAAAGGAAAAUUAGCAAUCUUUGUUGGCUAUAGUGAGGUAACUAAAGGCUAUCGUUUAAGCGAGCCAUCUAGUCCUAAUACUGUGAUAUUGUCCCGUAGUGUGGCUUUUAUAGAGAAUAAGUUUUAUUAUAAUAAUGGACCUAAUAAUUGUAAUAAUUUGAAUAAUAAUAAUCAUUAUUUUAUCUUAAAUGACAAUUCUUCUAAUGAUAAUAUAAUGUCAAUUGAUAAUUGCAAUACUAAUGUGGAAUGUUCUGAUAAUAGUAAAAAUGACAAUGUUUCAACCAAUGUUUCAGACGGAGUCGAUGGCGAUGACAACCAGACACUGAGUGAGAGUGAACCCGUCUCUUGGGGCGACGGUGCCGAUGGUGGACGUGAUGAGCGUCUCUCACCACCUAGCUACGCGCCACAUGGAGGGGAAGCUGUUCAACCGGGCAGUGAUGCUGCAAUGGGUUUGUCUGGUCGCUCUGUUCGUGAGCGACGUCCACCACAAAGCAUUUUUAAA
Brenthis ino (lesser marbled fritillary) is the source of this 1671-nucleotide messenger RNA. The record is from the annotation of a GenBank genome assembly. Lineage: Eukaryota; Metazoa; Arthropoda; Insecta; Lepidoptera; Nymphalidae.